Messenger RNA from Penicillium samsonianum, 1101 nucleotides. Its product is annotated as sodium:calcium antiporter. Gene Ontology annotation, molecular function: calcium channel activity; calcium, potassium:sodium antiporter activity. Bases 1 to 1101 code for a protein of 366 amino acids. The record is from RefSeq and is a predicted model, not a curated record. Gene Ontology annotation, biological process: intracellular calcium ion homeostasis; calcium ion transmembrane transport. The transcript is spliced from 2 exons. Gene Ontology annotation, cellular component: membrane. NCBI's taxonomy places the organism in Eukaryota, Fungi, Ascomycota, Eurotiomycetes, Eurotiales, Aspergillaceae.
AUGGAUUGGGACAGUCUCUUCUUUAACACGGCAGCGUUGAUUGCCGGGGUUUUUGUCCUUGACUAUGGGGCGGACAAAUUCAUUGAUCACACUGUGAUUGUAGGACACCGACUGGGCAUCUCUCCGACUCUUAUUGCCCUUUUGACUGCUGGAGCUGAAUACGAAGAGCUCGCUGUUGUUGUCGCUGCAAUCCUACAAGGUCACACCCCUUUAGCCCUGGGCAAUGUUAUGGGAUCUACAAUUUCCAACAUCCUCGGUGCCUUUUCGUUAGGGCUUUUGUGUCAUUCGGAUGGGAGCCCUUUUGAUAGUAGUGCGAAGAUAUACUCCGUGCUCCAAUUCUUCGUCACCACCAUUUUCAUCAUCUUGGCAUAUUUUCAACAGCUGAAUAAAGUUACCGGUGGGCUUCUCAUCGCUCUCUUCGCACUUUAUAUCAUCUCUAUUGGCUUUGCCAUCUAUAGAGGUAUCAGUGAACCGCCUCAGCUGUCGGACAGUGAAAGUGACGACGAAUCAGUCAAUGUUUGUGAUGAAGAAACACCAGGGCAGAGUGCCAGGCAGUCAGCCUCGGAGGCUUCUCCUCUAUUAGGAGAUACGAAUACGCCCCAGGAAUUGAUGAGUGCAUCCGCGGACAAGGGCAAAAGGCCUCCCCGGCCGCUUUAUCAUCAUAUCCUCCAGCUUAUUUUUGGGCUGCUAGCACUCUCCUUGUCGGGAUAUAUCCUUGCCCACAGCGCAGGCACUAUCGCCGAUUCCCUCAAUCUGUCAGGCACUGUCUUUGGGUUGACCGUGAUCGCUUUUGUUACAACCCUGCCAGAGAAGUUGAUUGCUAUGCUUAGCGGCAUUCGUGGACAGGGAGGCAUAAUUGUAGCAACCACAGCAGGGAGUAAUAUCUUCCUACUGACGCUAUGUGUCGGGAUUGUCGCGGUGGCGGGGAGCCCCCUCGAUCAGUCAGAUACCUUUGUUCUGUUUGAUCUAGUGACAGUUUGGGUGUCCUCGCUGUCCCUUCUAGCGGUUGUCUUUCUGGGGCCUCACCGAAUGGCUGGCCUAGUACUUCUCGCUGCCUACGUGGUUUUUCUAGUCAUGGAAUUCACCGUUUACAGACGUUAA